This is a messenger RNA of Cyprinus carpio (common carp), 2639 nucleotides long. RefSeq names its product tetraspanin-14-like. Gene Ontology annotation, cellular component: membrane. The record is from RefSeq and is a predicted model, not a curated record. NCBI's taxonomy places the organism in Eukaryota, Metazoa, Chordata, Actinopteri, Cypriniformes, Cyprinidae. Gene Ontology annotation, biological process: regulation of vascular endothelial growth factor signaling pathway; protein maturation; protein localization to plasma membrane.
UCGUUACUUUGAUCCGAUUAAUGCAGGGAGCACCGGGAGUGUCGUUCUCACACAAACUCUGGAAUUCAUGUGGGGUGGGUGCUAUCAGAGGUUUUUUUAAACUAUAACUACCAGGCGGAGGCGUUGUGUGGUAUAAACAAAGAGAAGAUGCACUAUUACAGAUAUGAAAAUGCAGAGGUCAGCUGUUUCUACAAAUACCUUAUGUUCAGCUACAACAUUAUCUUUUGGCUAGCUGGAACAGCAUUCAUUGCAAUUGGCUUCUGGGCCUGGAGUGAAAAGGGUGUUUUAUCAGAUCUGACACAAGUUACACGUCUUCAUGGUUUUGACCCAGUUUGGGGGGUGCUUGUUGUGGGCACAGUCACUUUCGUUUUGGGAUUUGCUGGGUGUGUAGGAGCUCUCAGGGAAAACAUCUGCCUCCUCAAGUUUUUCUCUGGAGUCAUUGGCUUCAUCUUUUUCCUGGAGUUGACGGCUGUGGUGUUAGCAUUUGUGUUCCAGGGCCAAGUUAGGGAGUGGCUCAAUGAUUUCUACUUGGCUAAUGUGAAGGCCUACAGGGACGACAUUGACUUGCAGAACCUGAUCGACUCUCUCCAGAAACUGAAUCAUUGCUGUGGAGCUAAAGACCCCAACGACUGGAAUCUAAAUGUGUAUUUUAACUGCUCAAUGAGUAACCCCAGCAGAGAGAAAUGUGGAGUGCCCUUUUCCUGCUGCAUCAGCGACCCUGCUGAUACAGUGGUGAACACGCAGUGUGGAUAUGAUGUUAGAGCCUCUGGCACACCGUCACAAUGGAGCAACACCAUUUAUGUCAAAGGAUGCAUGAUUGCUUUGGAGGAGUGGCUUCCACGCAAUCUCUACAUUGUGGCUGGAGUCUUCAUAGUAAUAUCAUUGCUACAGAUGGUGGGAAUCUUCUUUGCGAGGACGUUGAUUGGAGACAUUGAAAAAGUCAAGUUUAAUUAUUACUAAGCUCGCAUUACUGAAAGGGAGCGGAGGGCAAUGUUGGAAAGACGUGGACCUCCUGUUAUUCUUCUGCAUCUCCUUUUGUGGAGAAGAGGACUGUGGACAAUUCACUGGACCACCUUUUCAGAAAUUCUAUAAACCACAUGUUAAAUACGCAGCUGCCUAAGUUUACCUGGAUACCGUCACGUGUGCCUUGUCUCUUCAAGUUUACUUCUGGCCCACUCCCUAUAAGAUUUUUUUUUUUUUUAUAGGACUACCAUUAACCAAACAUUUGUAUUUUUGAGACCACUAUUAACCAAGCUGGGUGUACUUUGUGGCAACAUAACCUGUAAACUAACCUGAAAUGUAAUUGUAAUGAUGAGAAGUCAUCAACCCAGCUUUGAUUCCUGAAAUGUAUCUAUGUGGUCCUGUUGCACACAGUCCAAAAUCUUAUGUGUACUCUUUUCCUUUGGGAAACUAAAUUUAAGAAUUAGUACACUAACUAGAACAAAUUUAGGAUGUUUUUAGAAGCAUGUUUAUUUUUCCUUAGAUAAAAACCUGCAAAAGUUAAGAUAAAAAAAAAAAGAAUAAAAGAUUGACAGGUUUAUAGUAAAACCGUAUAAUGAAAGAGAAAAAAAAUAUGCUGUUUCAACUACAGUAAAUACAUAUCCUUAAAGUUUGUUGAGUUUAGUUGUAUUUGUAACAAUAUUUUUGCAGUCAGAAGUUCUGCAUUUAAUGUCAACUAUAAAGAGUACAGAAGAAAAAUAUCAAGAUCUGACUCUAACUACUCGCAUGUAAAUGGAACAUAAUUGAGAAUGCAGUUGGGUUUCAAAUGCCAGCGGGUCUAAAAGAAAAGUGAGCUGAUAUAUUUGGUCCUGCGUGAUAGAGGUAAGAUGCGUCAGUAUACGUUAUAUGCUCUUGUGUGUCCAUUCUGUUAUCUAAAUGACUUGCAUUUAAGAGUCACUUGAGUCACAAGAGUCACGGCUUAUAAAAAGAUGUCAACAUUGCCUAGAGAUGCCAACAUUUACCUCCUUUUUCUACUCUUACUUGGUGAAUUUAUACAAAAAUGCAGAUUGUGCCUUUUCUCUGGCAUUGAAGAUUUCAUAAAAUGUUUUGUACCGUGUUUAAGCUGGAUAGAAUCAAACUUAUGAGUGUUCAAAGAAAAUGUACUUUUUUGUAUUUUCAAAUGAAAAUUUUAAUGCCAUUUAAGCACAAAUUACUUAAAAUAUGUAAUAUUAACAAUAUAACAUUAACAUGUCUUCACACAACACAAAACACAAUAUGCAUUCUGACAUAAAUGCAAACACCUUUUCUAUAGCCCAAAGACUUCUUUUUACAGUUCUAUCAUAUUAUACUUAUAUGUGACCUCUGAAAUUCUCAUCAAUGCAAAAAGGAAAUUAUUUAAAAAAAAAAAAGAAAAAGAAAGAAAGCAUUUAGUUAAUCUUUUUAAUUCAGAGUGCACUAUUUUGUCCCUUUUUUUGGAGUGUGUCUGUGCCACUGUGUAAUGUUAAAGCUCAAUUGAGUAUUUACUAAAAUGCAGUACAGUUUCCCUGAUCUUGCUGCAAGAGCCAUUUUUGUGAAGGGAGGUUUUCUGUGUUGAAUUUAGAUGUCAUUUGUUGUUGAAUAUUUGUUAUCUUUGUAAAUAUUUUCUGAAUUCUUUUCACAAUUUUUAUAUUCAAUAAUAAUAAUAAAAAAGUCAGCAGCAA